Messenger RNA from Trichoplax adhaerens, 816 nucleotides. RefSeq lists its product as uncharacterized. Gene Ontology annotation, molecular function: transmembrane receptor protein tyrosine kinase activity; ATP binding. Gene Ontology annotation, cellular component: signaling receptor complex. NCBI's taxonomy places the organism in Eukaryota, Metazoa, Placozoa, Uniplacotomia, Trichoplacea, Trichoplacidae. Gene Ontology annotation, biological process: cell surface receptor protein tyrosine kinase signaling pathway; positive regulation of kinase activity; multicellular organism development. The annotation marks the transcript as partial. The record is from RefSeq and is a predicted model, not a curated record. The transcript has a single exon.
UGGGAAAUUUCGCGUACAUCUAUUAAAUUAAUUGAGAAGCUUGGUCAAGGAGCAUUUGGUGAGGUAUACCGCGGCCUUUGGAAUAAUACAACACCCGUCGCUGUCAAAACAAUGAAACAGGGUACCAUGUCAGGAAUAGAAUUUCUCAAAGAAGCUGCUAUUAUGAAGAAGUUAAGGCACCCUAAACUAAUUCAAUUAUAUGCAAUAUGUAAAAGCGAACCUAUCUAUAUCAUUACAGAAUUAAUGGAAAAUGGCAGCUUAUUAGACUAUUUGCGUGAUAAAGAUAGAGGACAUAAACUACAGCUCCCUCAAUUGAUCAAUAUAACAGCGCAAGUUGCGUACGGUAUGGCAUAUUUAGAAACUCAAAAAUAUAUACACCGUGAUUUGGCUGCUCGUAAUGUAUUAGUAGGAGAAAAUUUGGAAUGCAAAGUAGCCGACUUUGGUUUAGCUCGUGACGACUUAUAUGCUAGCAAACCGGAAGCGAGCACGAAACUACCCAUCAAGUGGACGGCUCCUGAAGCCUUAAUAUACAGUAAAUUUAGUAUCAAGUCUGACGUGUGGUCAUUUGGUAUACUAAUGUACGAAGUUAUCACAUAUGGUGGCCAACCGUAUAUCGGUAUGAAAGGUCAAGAGGUAAUCAGUAAAAUACAGUGUGGUUACAGGUUGGAAUGUCCUAGCAAUUGUCCUGAGCAUUAUUAUAAUUUAAUGUUGGAAUGCUGGCAAAAAGAUCCAGAACAGCGGUUAACAUUUCAGGCAUUGCAAUCAAGUUUAGAGCAUUUUUUCGAAGAUAAAGAUAGUUACUUGGAGGAUCAGUAA